Messenger RNA from Spizellomyces punctatus DAOM BR117, 2063 nucleotides. RefSeq lists its product as hypothetical. Bases 186 to 2012 code for a protein of 608 amino acids. NCBI's taxonomy places the organism in Eukaryota, Fungi, Chytridiomycota, Chytridiomycetes, Spizellomycetales, Spizellomycetaceae. The record is from RefSeq and is a predicted model, not a curated record. The transcript has 2 exons.
GGACAUAGGGACAACCCCUAGACCGGCGGAAACGGAAAGCUUCGAUCAGGCUGUGUUACUGGAAUUCCCAUACCAGAAAUAUCACCUCUAUUCCUAAAUACCGAGGAUCAGGAAUAUUGUCGAUCAUCAGUACCCCCAAUAAGAACCCAAGUCUUGUCCCUUGGGGCAGGUGCACGUCUGCAAGAAUGGAGCAAGUAACAAAAGAUGGCCUUACGAAGCGUAUCGGGAGCAAGGUGUCCCUUGCUAUUCUGGACGACCAAGAAAACGAUACGAAAAGCCCGUCUUUGCCUCUGGGUGGUAGAUCCCGAACGUCUAUUCAAAGCUGGCAACCACAAAAUGGUAUGCCUUUAGAGAAGCAAGGGAGGCCAACGGCUCUCAUGGGUCCCCUUUGGAUCUAUCGAUGGUGUGCAGGGACAAUAAUUGCCGUCAUCUUGAUUAUCGCCAACUCCACCGGCUUCGUAUUGCCUGUAUCUGCUCAUUCCGGCGAGUGGAUUGUAAUCGUACUGACCGAGAUUUCCGUGCUGCUGUAUUCAUCCUUGCCUAAUCGGUUGGUGGAUCAAUCCAUUAGAUGUUGGUCUGGGCGGAGGAUAUCAGUUGGCAAAGGCAGCUUAACAGUGGUGGGUUAUCUGCACACCGGUGUGCUACAACGGUCCUCGUUCCUGUCGUCGCUAUCAUAUCGUAGUGAACUACGGAAGAAGUUGACAUACAUUGCAUGGCUGCAGAUUCUACUGGAGUCGCUUCACGUACUUGCCAUAGUAGCAGGAGUUGGUGCUAACUUGCAGGACUCCGUUGACGUCAGAACCAGCGUCUGCUACAUCCCAGCAGUGGACGGGUCUCCAAGGGGCAUUACAAGGAUACCUGGGUACGAAUAUGCCACUGGAGCAACGGAGUAUACCACAAGCACAGCCAUGGGCCACACGAGAGUGGACGGGUAUCCUUUCUCAGUUGGUGUAAUUGGUCCCACGCUUACAGGCUUCGGCGCAGACUACGUUGUCCACGGUACAUCUCUUUUGAUGUCCGUGAAUUCCACUUGCUUUUGCGGAGCUGGAACUGCGAGUGAAUGGAGGAAUCUUUAUGCCGAUGCCCAGCUCGAAGCAGGUCCUAUUGCGUUGCCCAACGUAAACCUGCACGUUGAGGGAGGAGUUACAUUGGCUACUGUACCGCAACCCAUGGCGGAAGGGCUUUAUAUACUCAACCAGGAGCUUUACGAUGGAGAUUUGUGCGGUGGCAGUAUCAGUCGACUCAUGUGUGCCGUUAAAGCAGAGAUAACAGUCGGACAAGCUGCCAUUCAGUACAGCGCCAGUAGCAACGGAAUAUCCCCCGCAGUAGUUGGCGUUGGUGAGAUAACGGAUACAGGAAUACCAGUCGUGCCGAACGACGACUUCGUUGUGGUGCUAUCUGAUUGGUACACAACGAUGAAUGACACAAAGCCUCUGAGCAGAACUGCCCCCAACGCGGUACCGCCCCUUCUAUCAUGGUUGUCCAGCAGCGACGGAGGCCUGUCACUCAGCUUGGGUGAGCCCGGGAUGGAUAUGCUGAACAUAAUGCUGAUGAAACAAGCACUGUCUAUCACCGGGGCUGUGGCAGUCAGUACAUGCACCGUGACAACUUCUGGUUCUGGUAGUGCAGUUCUGCUAGGGAAAUCAAGCAUCGUUAUCCUGGCUACCCUAGGCAUAGCAACCCUGACCUGUGGUAUGGGACUUUACUUUAUGGCGUAUCAAGAUGACAAAGUGCCUUCACGAUUGGCAUUAUGCAGUCGUGUCCACUUUGAUCUGGCGGCGAUGAUACAGGUGUCGAGCCAAUCGGACCACUUGCGAUUGAAGCUGGCGAAUAUGUGCAAUGCCGAGUCACCAGACAUAUGGAAUGCUUUAGACCAUCAUUCCUCAAUUGGAGAGACUAUCCAUACUCUCGACGAUGAAGUGGGGCACAUCACCGUCGGAACAGCGAAAACCAUUAGACCACUUCAGUUUGGACGGCGGUAUGCGGGUGGUCCGAAGGCCCACCGAAUAUAACUCUUUAAGUGUAUGGUUUUACGGUAAUAUAUAUCUAAAAAUUUAAAGGGG